Molecule: messenger RNA, 759 nt
Organism: Cornus florida
Lineage: Eukaryota; Viridiplantae; Streptophyta; Magnoliopsida; Cornales; Cornaceae
Product: ethylene-responsive transcription factor ERF038-like
Exons: 1
Coding region: 1-759 (252 amino acids)
Biological process (GO): regulation of DNA-templated transcription
Molecular function (GO): DNA binding; DNA-binding transcription factor activity
Source: RefSeq, a predicted model, not a curated record
AUGGAAGGAGCUUCCAUUAGACAAUGGGAGCUUCAAGCUACCUCUUCCUCAUCUACCACCACCACCACCUCCUCCUUCUCAAUCACCGCCGCCAAAGCCACCACCAUCUCCUUCUCCUCCCAUUCAAGUACAGCCAAAGUUGUGGCACAAAAGGGCUCCAAGAGAGUAAUAGAACCGAAAAACGAGAAUGACAAGAAGAAGAAGGCUAAGAAUGGUGACGAUGGAAAGCAACCGGUUUAUCACGGUGUACGUAUGCGGAGUUGGGGCAAAUGGGUGUCCGAAAUCCGAGAGCCGAGAAAGAAGUCAAGAAUAUGGCUUGGGACUUUCGAGACACCUGAAAUGGCAGCUCGAGCCCACGAUGUGGCUACCAUAGCAAUCAAAGGCCACUCGGCUCAUCUCAACUUCCCGGAGCUGGCUCAUGAACUACCCCGUCCGGAAUCCAAAUUGCCCAAAGAUAUUCAAGCCGCUGCAGCCAAAGCAGCAGCCCAACUCGCUACGCCGAGGAUCCAUGAAGACGAAUCUGAGCUGAUCAUGGCUCCCAUCCCCCUGGAUUCUAUUGAAACUUCUUCACAUUGCACCAUUGAGUCACCAACUUCACCUCUACAUUUUAUGGAUGAUCCAUUUUUGGACUUGAAUGAUAUCUUCAUCAACGUUAAUUGUCAAUUCGAUGAGUUCUGUAGCGAGUUGCCGUGGCAGCUGGUUGGAGCCGAGUCUGUUGAUAGUGAAUAUUGGCCUGAACAACCUUCCUUGUGGGAUUAA